Messenger RNA from Bicyclus anynana (squinting bush brown), 3239 nucleotides. RefSeq names its product probable chitinase 2 (gene Cht2). The transcript is spliced from 9 exons. The coding region runs from base 148 to 1695 and encodes 515 amino acids. Gene Ontology annotation, biological process: chitin catabolic process; carbohydrate metabolic process. The record is from RefSeq and is a predicted model, not a curated record. Gene Ontology annotation, cellular component: extracellular region. NCBI's taxonomy places the organism in Eukaryota, Metazoa, Arthropoda, Insecta, Lepidoptera, Nymphalidae. Gene Ontology annotation, molecular function: chitinase activity; chitin binding.
GCUUCAAAUGUCAAACCGCACAGUCGGUAAGAAUGUCUCGUCGAGGCAACGUAUUCUAAAUUCAAAUUUUAGGUUUAUUUUUUUUUUCGUAGUGUAGUGUGUAUUUCGUGUUUGGAAUCUUGGAGUCUUCCUAUUUAUAAGUUAACAAUGGAGGGGAAGUGUUUGUUUUUUUUAAUUUUCGCCAUAAUGGCAGCGGUUAUGGAUGGCCAGACCUUGGGAGGGCCCAUGCAUGGCAAGGUGGUGGUCUGUUAUGUGGCCACAUGGGCGGCAUACCGGCCGGGCGCAGGCAAGUUCGAGCUGGCAGACAUCGAGCCAUCACUCUGCACACACCUCGUCUACUCCUUCGCCGGGUUAGAUGAGACAACGCUCAGCAUUAAGAGUCUUGAUGCCUGGCAAGAUUUAGAGAAGGAUUACGGUAAGGGUGGCUACAAGCGUAUGGUGGCGCUGAAGGCUCGAUACCCUCAUCUCAAGGUGACUGUAGCUAUCGGCGGCUGGAACGAGGGCUCGGAGAAAUACUCCAAGAUGGCGGCCAAGCCUGAGACUAGGGCGAAGUUCGUACAGAGUGUAGUGCACUUUUUGGGAACAUACAAAUUCGACGGUCUCGACUUGGACUGGGAGUACCCAACGAAGCGAGGAGGUAGUCCUGAAGAUAGGAACAACUAUGUUGCGAUGGUCAAGGAACUAAAAGAGGCAUUCGAACCCCACGGCUACAUCCUCACCGCAGCGCUCGGGGCUGGCAAGGAGACCAUGGACACGGCGUACGAUCUGGCGCGCCUCAGCCGAUACCUGGACUUCCUGCACAUGAUGUGCUACGACUACCACGGCACUUGGGACAACCUGGUCGGAGCCAACGCCCCUUUGAGAGGAACUACUGAAGCUGAUUUCUUGAGUGUGGAAUACACAAUAAAAUACUUACUGUCCCACGGGGUCAGUCCUUACAAAAUGGUGCUGGGGUUGCCGAUGUACGGGCGAGACUUCAUCCUGAGCGACCCCUCGGUCAGCAGCAUAGUUUUCGGUCAGACGCCUGCCAAGAACAUCGGCUUCGCUGGACCCUAUACUAGAGAAGCUGGAUUCCUUGGAUAUAAUGAGAUUUGCGAAGAGAUGACAAACAAAUCUUCAAAAUGGACGCAUCACUGGGACGAUCGAGCGGCGACCCCGUAUCUAAGAGAUGGUGAAAGGGUUAUUGUUUACGACAACCCUAGAUCCAUUGCUAUUAAAGUCAAAAUGGCCACAGACUACGGCCUCGGAGGACUCAUGGUGUGGAGUAUAGACACGGACGAUUUCAGAGGCUUAUGUGACUCUGAACCGGAAACUUACAUAGACUUCGUAGAGCGGUAUAACAAGAUGGUUGACGAUCCUGUGCUCCAAGAGGCUUUGAAGAACCUUAAAUUGCCCGAUGCCAAUCGUAUUGAAAAUCUAAGCAGAAGAACCGCCUACGCGGUAGCCAAUAACAAACUCCAUCUGCGUUUAGCGGAAUCGGAAUUUUCGAACUACCCUCUUAUGAGAACGAUCAACGAAGCGACAACACUAGCGUUAGAAGAGAAGAGAAUACUCGACGAGAUGGCCGCUGUACUGAAACAGAACGAGAUAGAAGUUAAACCAAAAGGCAAAGACGACAAAGGUUCCGCACAUGCUGGAUGUGGAAGUCUUUUGCUUGUUUUGUGUGGAGUAUUUAGUUACGUUUUAUUUAGUUAGUAUUAUUUAUUAAUGCAAUUGAGUAACUGCCAAAUUUUGUAGCAAUAUAACAAACACAAUUAUCACAGUCCGACAAAUUAAUGUUGCUGGGUUAAUAAUUCUGGCAACAAGAACUGUUGGCUUAGAUAUUAACAGUCGCCGGCAUACUCCUACGAGUAUAUACCGACUUUUUUCGUUUAAAAUGUUGAGGAGUAGCAUACCAUGACAAUUUUUUAUUGCCAAGAUUAUUGCAGCUCUGUAGCCAAGUGGCUCGUCGACAAUUUUUAAUGCUGGAAAUAUUUCAUGGAAUAAGUUAGCUGUAGUUAUAUUUAGGAAGAAAUAUAGCUUUAUUUCUUAGUAAUCAAUUCGACAAAAUUGAAUUUUUAGAUAGGUAUUUCUUAAUAGACGUAGGCAAGUAUAUAUUAAAAGUUAGUGUAUGCUUGUCUAAUUACUGUCUGAUGAUGACAAUCAACUAACUACACUGCCAUUAGAGUCGAGGGGAAUAAGUACGAGAAAGCCGAUAAAAUUCCGCAUUUGAUGGUUAUGCACUUUUGCUUGUUUUGUAAACGUUUUAAAUUAGUAAGCAACAUCUAGGUUUUGUAAAUGCCAAAUUUUCAAAACUGACUAUUGCGGGGUAUUAAAAUCUUGACAACUUUUAUAUUAUAGCCCGACUAUUUUUUAUUGUUGGGCCAUUAUAACCGACAACUUUAAUCGCAAAUAACGUCUUAAAAAUGUGUAACCAUUAUUUUCGUAGAAGGCUGUAUGUAAACAUAACCAUUGGGCUAUUGAAAUUAGUCAGCAAGACGCAGUUAACCGUACUACAAUAAUUAUUUUUUUUCAUUUUUUAAACAGUUCCAUGUCAUUGGCUACAAAAAUUCAGCCCAAUGUCAAUUAUAUAUUAUUUACCAUGAGUUUUGUUAAUAGUUUUAUUUAUUUUAUCUUGGUCAUGGAAAAAUAAUUGUAUGCCACUGCACGUAAUUAGCCAUUGUAGCACUCGUGCUACAAUGACAUUGGCAUAAAUAACUACUGAUUAUACUUGGACUAUCAUCUUGUCAUUACAUCCAGCAUUACAUUACAACAACGAACUUAAUACCAUAGAUAUAAGAGGUAACUAGAUUUAUAAAGUGUCAAUUCUUUGUAUUGAAAUCAGCGUACCCAGGGGCGUGGCCUAAAUGGCUGUUUAAUAUUUAGUGAAAAAUUUUAAAGUUGAAUAUUAUUUAUUCCAUUUGUCACAGAACAAAACAAGACUGCUAGUACAUGCGCGGACACGCUUGCGAUGUUCCGCACACCCGGGUGUACGCGGGCCACGCCGCCUUGCUAUUUCUAUUGCUAAAAGCGUUAGCUUUUAGCGUUGUCUGUACUGUGGUUAAUACCCUGCAAUUGCUAAAACUUAUGUAAGUCUUAAUGAUGAAACCAACUUUUAAUGUACCUACGAGAUGAAACCAAAUGGGAAUAUUUGUAGAAUGUGUAUAGAAAGUGUUGUACAUACAUAAUAUUGUGAAUACUCUUUUAUUGUGAUAAUAUUGAUUAUAAUAUUUUUUUAUGAUUAAACUUUUUUAUUUCUA